UCAUAGUUGUUUUUCUUUUAUAAAUUGCAUUUUUGCGACAAAUACGAUUACGGAAUAAUUAAAUUACAUACGAAAUCGUGCUUUCAAUGAAAUUUUUAAAAAGUUUUUAUUAAAAUUCCGUUCAUAUAGAUCAUAUGCCGUACAAUGGCUGUUCAAUUAGAUCCUAGUGUCAAAGAUGAUUUAAAAACUCAAUUUGUUACUCGAGAAGGUACUUAUCGAUUGAUGACUUUGUCAGAGUAUUCUCGACCGAAUCGCGUAGGAUACACGAAUAGUCAAAGUUCACCACAAGUUAGAGUUUCAAUUGUAACGUUACCAUCAAUAAAUCAGUCUGAAGGAGUUAGCGGCAUAUCUUCCAAUGCAAAUUCGUCAUCUGUGCAACAGCAAAACCAAGGAGGAAGUGCUUCUUCUGACGGUGUAUCUAAUAAUCCUAAUAUAAAUAAUAGUAGGCAAGUUUUAAUAUCCGGAGGUGGUACAGUUUCAACAGCUCCACUUGAUUGCAGAUUAAAUAGUCUGCCAAUACAUGCGUCAGGUGCAGCGAAUGAUCAGAAUGGUAUGAUGAAUGGGAGCCCAUUUUAUGGAGGUGAUCGAAUUUGUUUUAACUUUGGAAAAGAAUUAUACGUUUAUGCAUUUCGUGGAGUAAAAAAGGGUACUGAACUAAGUAAGCCAAUUGAUAAGAAGUUAUACAAAGGAACAAAUCCAAGCUGUCACGACUUUAAUUUGAAAAGUGCGACUAUUGAAGGUGCCCCCUUGUUAGUUGGAUUUACAACUGGACAGAUUCAACUUGUUCAUCCAGGAAAACGGGAACAGGGGAAAUUGUAUAAUGAAGAAAGACUCAUCGACAAGACAAAAGUUACCUGUUUAAAAUGGUUGCCCAAUUCUCCAAAUUUGUUUUUAGCAUCACAUGCUUCUGGUCACUUGUAUCUUUACAAUGAAGAGUUACCGUGUAGUCCUACAACACCAAAUUAUCAACCAUUUAAACUUGGAGAUGGGUAUACAAUUCUUACUUGCAAGUCUAAGUCAACACGGAACCCUUUGUACAAGUGGGUUUUUAGUACAGAAAAUUGUAGUAUAAAUGAAUUUUGUUUUUCACCAUGUGGAUCUAACCUGGCGAUUGUGUCACAAGAUGGAUUUUUAAGAGUAUUUCAUUAUGAUACAAUGGAAUUGCUGGGAAUCGCUAGAUCUUACUUCGGAGGAUUUUUAUGUGUUUGUUGGUCGCCAGAUGGGAAAUACAUCGUAGUUGGAGGUGAGGAUGAUUUGGUUACGGUUUGGUCGUUAAGUGAACGUCGUGUGGUUGCAAGAGGACAAGGUCAUCGCUCAUGGGUUUCUGUCGUAGCUUUCGAUCCGUAUACCACAUCAUACAACAAUUGGGAUGGGGGAGAUUUUUCCGAUGAUGAGAAUCCAAUGAAUGACAUUAGCAGUAGGUACUGUUCUUCAAACGAUGGUUUCGAAAACAGUGAGAAGAACGGAAAUAACGGAAGAAGACCUAAUUCUUCGACUAUUCGUGAUAGUUUAAGCCAACAGCAUGAUAAGUUAGCUAUCUGUUAUAGGUUAGGGUCUGUCAGCCAAGAUACUCAAUUGUGCCUGUGGGAUAUAACGGAAGACGUUUUACGACAUUCUAUCCCUUUACGACAGCGAAAUUCUAGCAUAAACGCUAACAGUAAUACUACUAAUAAUUGUGGUAGCGGAUCAUCAGGUUUGAUGUCGGGAUCCACUGUAAACGAUAAUUAUCAAUUGGUUAAUGGAGAGUUACCAAAUGAAAAUUUUAAAAUUUUAAAACCAAUAACAUCGGUGGCUUCAGCUAAUAUUGCAAAAUCAAAUGAUGAUGCUUGUAAUAACACAAGUUCGAAAAAUAGUAGCAACUCAAGCAAAUUUUCUACAGCUAAUUGCAUAACAUCAGACUCAGCCAGCUGUAGUUCAUCUGGAAUUAACAACGGAAGUGAAAAUACUACUACAUUAACUAGUAAACAUAGCAACAGUAAAAAUAAUAGUAAUUUAAACAAAUUGACUAAUUGCAUUAAUGCGACGAAAUCCCCCUCAGACACAUUAGAUAGCAAUUGUGGUUACACUAUAACCAUAAUUCGAAAUCCUGGUAACCCUUCAAAAUCAUCAGAAUAUUCCAUUGGAGGCAACAACGGGACUGGCGGUUUAUCUGCGUUCAAUAGUAUAACUCAACGUUUAACGAAUUUUAGUUUUAGUAGCGACAAAAACCAUCAUAAUCAUCUAAAUAGUGUAAAUUCAACUAAUCGCAAUCAUAAUCGUAAAACAUUUAGUUUAUCAAAAUCAAGUGGGAAUUACCAUACAUCCAAUUUAUUACAAAAUAGUUUAAAUAGUCAAAAUACAGAUAAUUCUAAUACAAUUUUAGCAAAUAAGCAUUUAAAACUAAUUUCAUCCUCUGGUACUACUAAUCCUUCAAAUUUCGUGGGCUCAUGUUCUGUUGGAGCUAGUUCAUCUUCAUCAAGUUCAAGUGUGAUGACAUCAUACGAUCCAAUGAAAUUGAUAGGAACUCCAGCGUGUCCGCGUUUUGAUGAGUGUCCAAUAUUAGAACCUUUAAUAUGUAAAAAAAUCGCCCACGAGCGUUUAACGGCUUUAAUUUUUCGUGAGGACUGUUUUCUCACUGCAUGUCAAGAUGGAUUUAUAUAUACUUGGGCAAGGCCUGGAUAUUCGAAUGUUCCCCAACAUAUGUCACCUAAUCCCAGUAUAACUCCAGGAGGAACUGUAGUUUAAACUUAAUAAUUUUCUCAACUAAAAAGAUAGCUUCAGGAAUUAAUUAAAUGAAGUCAAGAUGUAUAAAUAUAAAUCAUAAGCCGUUUUAAAAAAUUUUGAUAUAUUUCAUGAAACAAGCAUAUUCAUAUUUAUAAGUAAACAAAAAAUAUUGACUUGGAAAGUGAAAUAAAACUUUACAAAACUAAAACUAAUUAAAUUUAGAGAUAGUAUUUAAGUAUAAGCAAGAACAUCCUUUACAUUUUUGCAAUAACUGUUAGUUAUUGAUAUUUUUAUUUAAUUUUUGUUCAAAUAAAU
Molecule: messenger RNA, 3018 nt
Organism: Condylostylus longicornis
Lineage: Eukaryota; Metazoa; Arthropoda; Insecta; Diptera; Dolichopodidae
Product: WD repeat-containing protein 20
Exons: 4
Coding region: 145-2724 (859 amino acids)
Molecular function (GO): protein binding
Source: RefSeq, a predicted model, not a curated record